UGUUCCUUUUCUUGAAUAAACAUAAUACCGCAUUUCACCGCAUUAGGUGCUACGAAAAUAAGAUAGGACUAUUCUCUUAAUUUUGUCCUAUUUAUUUGGAUCAUCUUUGUUUAUAUUUAGGUGAUCUCUCUUCCAGUUAGACUGUUGUUUCUUUAAGUGUAUUAUUCUUACAAUACGAUUCUUUUCUUUAGUAGUAGGCGUUUGUUUAAUAGGCCGGCACAGUGAUAUAGAAAUGUCCCUCUCCCCAGUCGGAAUAUUCUUUGUCGUCGCUUCUCUGUUUUUACUCCUUUACUUUGUGGUUGGCAUUUUCGUACGCUACCGUGGUGGCCUUCAUCGCUUCCCAGAGGUGCUUCCGAACUAUAUUUUCUGGUGUAAAUUGUUCAGUGGGGUGGUUCGUAUCCUAACUUGCGGCCGUUGCCGCGUGCGAAUCCCCGUAAGAAGCAACUCUAUCAGUGGGUUGACAAUGCUCCCGAGCCGACCAAGCCUCGCUGUUGACGUCACCUUCGAGGGGCUCUCUAGCGACGAAAAUGAUAACUGGCAGGAGGCAAGCCGUGCGAUGGAGCCCGCUGAGGUGGUGGUUCGCAGCUGAAAUUAGCUCAGGGGAUACAAAAAAUGGGUGUGUAUUUAUAAAGAGAAGAAGAAUGAAAAUAAACUAUGCGUAAUUAAUUAUUGCCAAUAUUUCCGUUAACAGAUAGAGAUAAAUUUAUAUUCUUUGCGUGUUGUUCUUUCAUAGCCUUUUAUUGGCAGCAACUGAAGGUACUCCUGUUGUCUCUACCCUUACCUUCGAUCUAAGUCCAUAUGUACGAUGGUUAUGUUUAACAAAGGAUCAUAAGUCAUAAUACAGUCGUGGAUAUUUUUAUGCAAUUCGUUGGUUUCUUGUGCAUACAAACGUAAUUGUUAUGCAUUGUUAUCGAGGCUUCAUUUUUGAUAUUCUUCGAUUAUUUCAGUACAAUAAAUUGUUUGCACUUAUUUCCUCUUCUUUAAAAGAGCUCAUGGAUGUAUUAUGAUCGUAUAUUUGUAUGGUUAA
Messenger RNA from Phytomonas sp. EM1, 1027 nucleotides. The record is from the annotation of a GenBank genome assembly. NCBI's taxonomy places the organism in Eukaryota, Euglenozoa, Kinetoplastea, Trypanosomatida, Trypanosomatidae.